AGUCGCGGAAAGUGGUUUAUUUAAUUUCAAGGUCACGAUGCCUCACUCGACUCUUACUGAUUGUGACAAAUACGAAGACGGUGAUUUAUGUACGGAAAAAAAGCAUCUUUGGUCCAGUCUACUCGAAGAGGUUACACACAAGGCUGCAGUGACAUUGUCUCCCUCCAAAACUCUUGUUGUUUUGGGGGAUGAUGAGUGUGGGAAAACUACUCUAAUAGCACGACUGCAGGGUACAGAAGAUCCAAAGAAAGGUUUUGGACUUGAGUACACUCUUUUGGAUAUCAAGGAUGAAGACAGAGAUGAUCAAACGAAACUGAAUGUGUGGAUUUUGGAUGGCAACACUAUUCACAGUCAUCUUUUAAAGUUUGCAAUCAAUGAAGAUUCGUUCGGAGAUUGCUUCAUCAUGAUAUGUGUGAGCAUGAUGGAACCAUGGCAUAUUAUUAGCAGUUUAAAUAAAUGGGUUGGUAUCUUAAGAGAACAUAUUGGUAAUCUCAAAGUUCCAAAUAAGAAGCUUCAAGAAUACAAGAAAAAUAUUUUGCGCCAAUUCUGUAGUUAUCUAGAACCUGAUGUACUAGCGAACACUGCUCAUGUCGCGCCCAUAUGUAUCAGCUCAUCUGGCAAUCAUCAACCUAAUGGACUUGUUUCACCGAAAAAGUUAUCGGGAAUACACCCUGCAACAGCUGCUCUUCUCUCAAGCACAUUAAACUCACUAUCCGAAACUGCGUCUCAGCCACCAUCUGUUAUAAAUGUUGAACAAGCAAACAUUUCUGUGGAGACAAACACUGAUGAAAAUGCUCUAAUCAACAAUUUGGGGAUUCCAAUAGUUGUAGUGAUGACGAAGGCUGAUUCUAUGGGGGCUCUGGAAAAAGAAAAUCAGUUCACAGAAGAACACUUUGACUUCAUUCAAAUGCAUGUUCGACGUUUUUGUUUGUCCUAUGGAGCGGCACUGUUUUAUGUAUCAGUCAAGGAGGACAAGAAUUGUGACUUACUAAAUCGUUAUCUACAAAGUCGUAUCUACGGUUUUCCGUUCAGUCAAACUGCGUAUGUUGUCGAAAGAGACUGUAUUUUCGUUCCAGCUGGAUGGGAUAACCCAAAGAAAAUUGGAAUUCUUGAGGAGAACCUUACUCAAGUUCAACCGCAUAGUCUGUAUUCUGACGUAGUUCCUCCACCACCGUCGAAAAAAGCCGCAGUUCGCGAACCGGAACUAUUUGCUCAAGAUGACCAAUCAUUUCUUACUCGCCUCUCGGUCAGUAUGCAAAGAGAUAAUGCUCAAGCAAAUAUUUCAAAUAAUACAAUAUCUGGUAAUUCGGAUUCUGUCAUAGAUCAGCUUGGAACAACUACUGCCUUGAUGAAUGCAUCUUCCAAUGUUGGAAGUAGACCAGUUUCUGGAUCUCCUCGCACACCUGGUUCUGCUGGUAGAUCAAAGCCUCCUUCAGCUGUUGGUGGAACUUCUGGGACAACAGGUGGACCUGGACCAGGGGCUUCUGAAGGUGUAUUAGCCAAUUUUUUCAACAGUCUGCUUAGCAAACGCACACAUGUUGUUGGUGGAGUUGGCGGUAUUGCUACGUCUGCAUCACUAAGUACACAAGGUUCUCUAGAUAGGACCUCGAUCUCACAAAAAGAUAUUCAAUCUGAACUAAAGAGGUUGGCUCAAAGCUCUCGUGAAGCACUGGAUGGUGGAGAUAAUGGUGCUGAACAGUUAUUAGGUGAUGUUCGACAACAAAAACUGGACGAAAUGAAAUCAGUUGACUCCGGAUCUCCUAAACUGACUAAGACAACAUCUAGCGCUAACGAGGAACCAAGUCAAGUUUAGCUAUGCAUUGAUUCUUAUUAUUUCUCAUAUUUCUGAUCUACGAAUUCAGAUUAUCUUCAUUACAACGAACUGUAUGCUUUAAUAUGACGUUUUCAUUCUUUUUCUUAUUCUGAUGUUUGGGUUUCGAGUUCCUUUUUCGACGUAAUGUUCAUGUCAAACAAGUCCCUCCAACGUGUGACACAUAACUUAGGUUCCAAUCAUCAUUAUUCAAAAGCAGUAUUCUCGGAAUUGGCAUUUGUGCAAAAUGGUUUUAUAAAAGCGGUUCUAUAGAUAGAAUGUUUGCUUUA
Messenger RNA from Schistosoma spindalis, 2100 nucleotides. NCBI's taxonomy places the organism in Eukaryota, Metazoa, Platyhelminthes, Trematoda, Strigeidida, Schistosomatidae. The record is from the annotation of a GenBank genome assembly.